CGGAGCGACAGCUGCGUCCAUUCACUGCUUCACGGGGAUGAAGUGCGUUAAAACCCAACGGUGAGGUGUUUUUACCGGCGGACAUGUCUCUGUCGUCCAUACACAGCUCGGACACGAGCAGCCGGAGGAGGAGGCCGGCUGAACACACACAAGAUCUUCUGUGGGAUCAUGAUCCACAGGCAGCCGGUCACAAUCAUGAAGAGAUCCAUGACCGACUGUGCGGAGGUCCACAAACUAAUUCAACAGACACUCCAUCUUCUCAUCACUCCACACAUCCUGCACUGUGCACAACCAAAUGCAUGCCUGCACAUGCAUGUCCAAGCCAUCACGUCUGUGAAGAUAACUGGGAGGAGAUCCAAAGCAAGAGAACCAUCAGAGCAGAGAACGAAGUGGAAGCCAACAAACUGGUCAACAACUACAGGUUUGGUUUCAGAAAAUGGAAGAGCCAUGUGACGGAGCGUCCGUUUGAAGUCAGGUCAGAGGUUGUGAAAGAGCUCUACUCUGAACUGAACAUCAUUAAACCACAUUCAGGUCAUCUAAUUACAUGUGGAAAUGUGGCGUAUGUGCUUCUCUUCGGCUGGUGGGUCUCUCUGGCAUAUUUCCUGAUCGGUAUACUUAUGUUCCUCACCAUCACUGGUGUACCAUACGGCAAGCUUUGCUGGAAGUUGUCCAGCUACUUCCUUUGGCCAUUCGGCAAGAUAAUCCAUGAGAUUGGAAAUACAUUGAGGAGAUGUUGUGAGCAAGCUCCUGACUGUGAGUGUAACAUAGACGGGUCGGAUGAUAAUUCACCAGUUCUGCUGCCUUCACCUACAGAGGUGCCAAUCCCAGAGCUGCCCGGACGACCUCUGCACACUCCAUACUGGCAUCGUUUCUCCACUUACGUGUGGCUGCUGCUGGGAUAUCCUCCUCUGAUAAUUAUCCACUCACUGGCCUGCUUCCUCUCCUGGAUCCUGGUCUUCACCAUCCCUGUUUGCAAGAUGAAUGCUCGGACACUGAGCGUCAUUCUUCUCUUGGCUCCGGAGGACGUCUCGGUCUCCACCUGCUCACAAAGGAAGCAUCAAGUCUACGAGACCAGUGCAAUCCUGUGCUGCUACCACGCUGCAAACUGGUACUACUACAAAUACACCGUUGAUGGGAUCAAUGUGUUUGCUGUCAACCUUCUCCCUCUGGUGAUAAUUGCCAUGGUGGUUGGAUAUGUUGACAGAGAAAACCAGUUCGCCAGCUCUAAUGUCAAGUUCGCCAUAGCAAUCUGCUCCAUCAUACCUCUGUCUCAUUAUAUCGGUAUGGGCAUUGCCAGUAUCUCAGCGCAGAGUAACUUUGCAGUGGGUGCAGUGGUGAACGCCACCUUCGGCUCCAUCACAGAGUUGACCUUUUACAUCACAGCCCUGCUCAGAGGUCACCGUACUGCCAACCCGUGUCUGCAGGAGGUUGUUAAAGCAGCACUGACAGGCACGCUGCUCGGAUGCAUCCUCUUUAUCCCUGGCAUCUGCAUGAUAAUUGGAGGGCUGAGACACAGCGAGCAAAGAUUCAACAGUCGCUCUACAGGAGUGAGCUCUGCAUUGCUUUUCAUCUCUGUAGGAGGUGUGUUCGCCCCCACGCUGUUCUCCAAGGCGUAUGGGAACCUGGUGUGUGACGCCUGCACCAACUCCACUGGAGGAAACAGCACAGGCAACAGCAGCGGGCCGUUUGUCUGCCACAACUGCCACUACGAUCUGAACAACGGUACAUUGUUCCACAACCAUGUGGAGCCACUGGUUUACACCGUGUCUGCCCUCCUGCCAGUUGCUUACAUCAUCGGUCUGAUGUUCACUCUGAAGACGCACUCCCACAUUUAUGACAUCCACGUGGGAGAGGGAGAAGUGACUGGCCACCAUGGAGCCGUGGUCCACUGGUCUCGGUGGAGGUCUCUGGUCAUCCUCAUCAUGGCCACUGUGCUCACGUCUGCUUGUGCCGAUCUCAUCACGGAGCACAUCCAGCCCAUACUAAACCAGCCCGACAUCUCUCAGUAUUUCAUCAGUGUAACAAUUCUCGCUAUGGUUCCUGAGAUCCCAGAGAUCGUCAAUGGGAUCCAGUUUGCUCUCCAAAACAACAUUAGCCUGAGCUUGGAGGUGGGAAGCUGUAUCGCAGUUCAGGUGUGCAUGCUGCAGAUUCCAAUUCUGGUCUUAUUUAAUGCCUUCUAUGAUGUUGGAUUUGUGCUACUGUUCAGUGACGUGCACUUGUGGGCCAGCAUCUUCAGCGUGAUUCUUGUAAACUACAUCUUCAUGGAUGGCAAGUCUGAUUAUUUUCAAGGUACAGCUCUGGUGGUCGUCUACCUUAUUCUGCUGGCUCUGUAUUACUUCGCCCCUUCUCCAGCAGGCUGCUGACUGUGGGACUCCAAUUUGCAAUUUCAAUACCACUCGCUGUUGAUGAGAUUUCAUCCUGAUGGGGUCACGACUAAAGUAUUGUGUGAAUCCUGACAUGAGCCUUUUCUUAAGCAUUUUGUUUUUGUUGCCGUUUCUUAAAUUAUACAUAUAAAUUAUAACAAAACUGAAUAUUUUAAUCUCAGGUGGGUACUUGUUGCACGAAUAUGUUACUACUGUAGUUUGUUUGCUAAAAAUACUGACUUGUGUGUUCUCACACUCGUAACUUCUUAUUGUGAUUGUAAACUGUGGAAAUGAUGAAGGAAAGAGAAACAGUAUUUUUACAAAACAAAUGAAUAUUAUAAUGUAAAGUAUCUGCACUACUGCUAUUUUGUUUAAGGUACUGUUGUACUAUAUUUUGUAUACUUUUUAACACCAAAAUGUUAACUGUCUGCAAUAACAAUAUAAGUGACUUUAUUUUAGAUAAAACACUGGAUGUGCUUAGCAAGAACAAUAAAUGUCAAUACAACCUUUUGAAAAACUGGCUGCCUGUUUUUAUUGUUUGUACAGACAGAAAUUACAAAACAAAUGUACAUUACAGCCAUAAUUGCUUUUGAGGAGACAUUCACCUUUCCUCCCGAGAGUUUAUGUAACGUGGCAUGCACACCGUACCGACAUGCAAAAGAUAUCAUUUAACUUUCGUUAACAUCAAAAAUGAUGCAAAUACAAAUAUCUCAUUCAAAGCAAUGCAGUACAUUUAUCGACGCCGAGCACGUGGUGAAGCUGCAGCUUCAUAAGAUAUAAAUAAGGCCGUAACAUGUUUUUAAACAUAAAAAUGUGAAAAUGGGAUCAUGAUAAAAAAAAGGUUUGCUUAAUAUUAUAUAGUAUUAUACCAAUAGCUAUGUGUAAGACAAAAUGUUUAUAUUCAAAAUCAAGGUAGAGGUGAACAAACAGGUGAAAAAAGAGGUAAACGUGCGACUCAGUACAAGCAGCUGGGAGUAUUACUACAGUAUUAAGAUAACAGUCGGCAGAAAUCCCCAAAAGUCAUCAUCAAACUAAUCUUGGUGUAAAUCUGCUUUCACAAGAAAAACUGAGCCUGUUGACAUCCUGGCGAUGAAGUAUGUUUACGGGGCUCAACAGAUCGAGUCUGACCGCAGUACUUCACAUCUUACAUACUCUCCCUUGAUACUAGUUUAAAAAGUCCCAUGAUGCCACUUGUUUUCAAAGUACCACAACACUACAGCACAAUGUUCUCCAGACAAAAAAAACAAAAGUUUAAAAAAUGACAGUACAGCCUACGUUAAAGUAUAAAAAGUUAAAAGGGAGUGAAAUGACAUUAAAAUCUGGUGAAAAAGAAAUGUAGCUACACGUUUUGCUACAAUUCAAAGUUCUGCAAUAUAAUAAAACAGUAGCAGAGUGAGUAAAAUAAAUACAUAAAAAAAUGUUUCUGUGUUUAAAUUAAUAAAAAACCUCCAGAAAGGUUCAGCAAGAAAAAGCUAAUGUGGAGAACACCAAAGGGGGGAAAGGCUUUGACGUGUGCACAGUUCAGAGAGUAAUGAACAAAUCAAAAUCUUAAAAAAGACUAAAUAAUGUGUGUGACAUUUUGGAAAUUCAAAAGGCACCAAAUGUAGAAAUUAAAAAAGCUUGAGAAUCACUGUGGAGCUACAAGUGUAUAAAUUCAUUUCUAGUUUAAGCUUAAUUUCUCCUGGAAAAGGAAGAAUAAUGAAAGAGGCACUAGAAGAGUCACAGUGAUGCCAUCAUGUCGCGGGGGUUUUAAAGCAGCUUUUGUUUUUUUUUUUUUCUCACAAGGCUUAAUUGGACCAGUGAGGGUGACAUUUUUAGAUUUUAACUGUAUAGUUAUGAUCAUAAGUCACUAUCAGCAUGCAAUCAGAAAAGCUCUUUAGGCUAAAACAUGCCUUAAAAAACUGACCUAAUUAGACUUUUGAGAGGUUGACAGUUAUAAUGUGUCCAUGCUUUAUCAGCAGUGGGCCUCUUUUCAGAACCUGGCUGUUCUCUAACUAAUUAAAUGUAAAUUUAAAGGGGAACACCACCCAAAUUAAGAGUUUCAGUACGUUAUUUCCAUGGUCUAGGAAAGUUUAAUCAAUAUUUGUGAACACAAGCUACUCUUUAAGAGAUAAGUCUCAAACGUGCGAUGUCAUAAAGGCUGAAGCUGCUCUGUAGACGACGAAUGGGAGACUGAAUUUGUGGAACCACAGAUCGUUUGUUUUCGGUUUCAAAUUAUCCAUUGUAGUGUUUUCAGUUCUAAAACAGAAAAUGUACUGAAACAGAACAAUGUUAUCUAGAACAUCUUUCCUAAUUCAUCAUCAAUGGUGCAACUCCAGACUUUAGGACAUCACAAAUUUGAGUUUCAGCUCUCUAGUUUUUAGAUUUGGGAGAAAGUUGCUCAUAUUUACUCAUAUUUCUGGACUGUCUUAGACCCUUGGAAUAACCAGAAAUUUGAAAAUGGGUGUAGCUCCCCUUCACGUUGUUUUUUUAAGUUAUUUUCUAUCUAACCUGUGUCACAGUGGGCCUGAAACAAGCUGAUCUCAGUCUCUGAAAUAAGUCUAAAUUUACACGAGCAGAAGCAACAUUCAUUUAGCAUUGUCCUUUAGGUCUUUGGAACAUCUAGCUAUUCCUGCUCAUGCCCCACAGAUUUCUGUGACAGUGAUGUGGCUAAAAAGAAACAAACACACCUACAAAAAAAACAAAUAAGGAAUGCACUACAUAUUGGACCCAAAAUGAUGAGAGCAAAGCACAAACGGUGAUCCUGGUGUCCACACUGAUACAUGGCUUCUGAUGGAUGCAUGCAAACUCAGAUCUCACACAUUUGCAUACAGAGACUCAAAUCAUUGUACUUUGCUUCUUUUCUUAAGAAUACCUUGCCUGCAAAAUGACAACUUGUGUAUCAAUUACUGUUGUGUGUUACCUUUAGUUCAUGCAGAAAACUUGUAAAACAUUCUUUAUAAAUUAAAGUAAAACUAGACCAUGUUUAAUAGCGAAACAAUAUUAAAAACUCUCACACAACUCGUGCUGUAUAAUCCAAACCUCAUUUAUCCAGGUGUAUGCUCAGUGCUUCCCAAACAUUCAUUUUGACUAAAACAUUACAAUAUAAAACACUUGUUCCUAUGAGUAGCACACCCUGAGCGUGCCUGAGCAGGUGCAUGCAUACGAGCUCUGCUUCAGCAGAGUGCAUGUUUGUAUUGACGUGUUUUAAACUGCAAUACUUCAGUGAAAAUGCAUUUGUUUGUUAA
Molecule: messenger RNA, 5590 nt
Organism: Plectropomus leopardus (leopard coralgrouper)
Lineage: Eukaryota; Metazoa; Chordata; Actinopteri; Perciformes; Serranidae
Biological process (GO): intracellular calcium ion homeostasis; calcium ion transmembrane transport
Cellular component (GO): endomembrane system; membrane
Molecular function (GO): calcium:proton antiporter activity
Source: RefSeq, a predicted model, not a curated record